CUAAUUCACAUUACCAAUUUCCCAAUCUCACACCCUGACAUUACAAUCCCUUCCUCUAAAAAAAACCUUGACCUCAAGGUUGUGUUCGAGCAACAAAGGUGGGGAAUCAACUGCACAUGUAAGACCAGUCCUCCCAAGUGGCUUCCUCAGGCCCCAAAUUUGACCAUUGGACCAAAACUUGAACAACAGCGGGAUUGUUGACUUUAACGAUGGGCCGUUGCAAAUUAGCUAAAGGUUCUAGCAAAACACCUCCGGUGCCGUCGCAAGCUGGUGGUUGUUGUUGAGGAGUGAUGCUAGGCCCCACACGACGCUUCAACUGAGAAACGUGGAACACCGGGUGGAUCUGAGACCUCGGUGGCAGCUCUAGACGAUGCUAACUGGUACUGAAUCUAGUUUUAGGGGUAUGAAAUGGUCAUGGCUUCUCUAUGGUGGUAAUGAUGUAGGCUCCAAAAACACAUCAGCAUGCUCCUUCAGUGUUUUGGUUAUUGCUUCAGGUGCUAAUACAGUGUUAUCUGCUCUAGGUCUACUACUAGAACCACUCGAUUGCACAUUCAUCCUUGGUGGACCACUAAGUAUCCCAUCUUGUGGAGGAAGGAGCCUCUCCAUCAUCAUAUCAAGCUUCCUUCCCAACUCAUCAAUCUUCGCAUCUGUGGCUUCUGAUUUCUUACUAGUUUUAGCCAUGUGGCUCUGUAAUUGUGCUUCUACUUUUUUUACAUUUUCCUCCAUUGAUUUACACCUAGUUUCUAUAAUUGUCAUUAUAGAAUUCUUCUUGUUUAGGGCCAGGAUUGUGCUUUGAUACCAAUUGUAAUAUACGAGGACUGAAAAAUAGUUAUUGACACAGAAUUUGGGAAUUAUAUUGAUACUGAAAUUCGAUCACAUGAACUACACAAAUGAUCUACUAAAAUGAUUGUACAAAUUGAAUGAUUAAAGCUAAAUCUCCAUUGAUGAGCUUGAGCUUUGAGUUCAGUUACCUGCAAGAAAAGAAAGAAGAGAAUGAGAAAGGAUUUAGAUAGAUAUUUUGUAGAGAGAAGAUUUUAGGAGUUUAGAUUGAUUCCAGAUUUUCCAUAAUCGCUUUUCCCUCCACUCGUGUAUAUAAUUGGUUGAAGUUGUUAUUCACGUUUGUUAGGCCCAAACGAAUCUCAGUUGUUGAUCAGUAUUCCUUCUGAGUCAUUAGAUGGUGAUCCGCGUCACUAGCUCAUUUAUUCGCUGGCAUCAUCCUGAGCUUCCACGUGUACACUCAGCUGACCCCUUAUUCU
Messenger RNA from Lycium ferocissimum, 1256 nucleotides. RefSeq lists its product as uncharacterized. The record is from RefSeq and is a predicted model, not a curated record. The coding region runs from base 371 to 796 and encodes 141 amino acids. Lineage: Eukaryota; Viridiplantae; Streptophyta; Magnoliopsida; Solanales; Solanaceae. The transcript is spliced from 3 exons.